CCUGUUUUCUUCCCUCCUUUCACCCUAAUACUACCGUAUGCCUCCUCACUAUAAAGUUCGUCUCUUUCACUAUUACCUUUAGUCCCACCCUCCUACACCGUCAUUCCAAUUCCACAGCCAUCAUAGCUACUUGGUUCAUCAUUUCACCAGAAAUAUUCUAUAAAGAUCAUUUCUUUAUCCAACGCAAUACUAACUUGAUGAGGUUCCUCUGCGCUUCAUAGCGUCUUGAGGGCCUUUCAAUGGCAGAUAGCUUUGACAGGACGACCUCGACCCUUCUUUGUUCGGAGGACAGUGAUACCGGCGUUGCUGAUUUCGAAUGUAAUGCUGCAGAUGAUUCUGAAAUUUCCCGUUCUUUGAACCACCAAAACGCUGGUUCGAACUGGGGCGGGUUCGAAUCCGUAUUGGGUUUUCCCUUGCAGAGUGAAGAAACUUUGAGAUUAUUGGCUGAGAGGGAGAGAGUAUAUAUGCCCAAGGAUGAUUACCUCGUGAGAUUGCGUAGUGGGGACUUGGACUUGAGUGUUAGGAGAGAGGCUCUUGAUUGGAUUUGGAAGGUUCACAACUAUUAUGGUUUUGGACCAUUGAGCUUGUGUUUAUCCAUCAACUACUUUGAUCGGUUCCUAUCGAUGUAUGAUUUGCCUAGAAGCCACAAAUGGACUGGGCAAUUGUUAGCCGUGGCUUGUUUGUCAAUAGCAACCAAAGUGGAGGAAACCAAAAUGCCUCAAUUGAUAGAAUUUCAGGUUGAAGGAGCGAACUUUUUAUUUGAAGCUAGAACCAUUCAAAGAAUGGAGCUAUUGUUACUGAACACAUUGCAAUGGAAAAUGCAUGCUUUCACUCCUUGUUCCUUCAUAGACAACUUCCUCGCUAAAAUCCCUUACCACCAACAUACAGACACAUUCAAAUCAUCCAUUUCUAGAUCAAUACAGCUCAUACUGAGUAUAACCAGAGGUGUUGAUUUCUUGGAAUUCAGGCCUUCUGAGAUAGCCGCUGCCGUAGCCAUUUCUGUUUCAAGAGAACUGCAAUCGACUGAGCUUGAUAAGGCUAUAACUUGUUUUCUGAUUGUGCAAAAGGAGAGAGUCCUGAAGUGUGUUGAACUGAUCAGAGAUUUGUUUUUGGUUAGUGUUUCCUCUGCUAAUUUAGGGAGAAACUCGGGGGCAUUUUUACCUCAAAGUCCUAUGGGGGUGUUGGAUGCUGCAAGCUUGAGCUAUAAAAGUGAGGAACUAACAGAUGGAUCAUGGCCAAAUUCUUCACACGAUAGUCCAAAUGCCAAGAGGAACAAAUCAGGCAAAUCUGAAGACACUUCCAAGUCAUGAAAUGUGAACUUUUUCUCCUUCACGAAGGUUCUAUUAGUUUGGAUGAAUAACAGAUUUAAAAGAAAAAAAUUAAGAGAUCUCAUGCUUCUAGCAUUGGCAAGAGAGGUUGAUAAGCUGUUUAUAAUCGGAUUUCAGAAACAGCUGCAAAUUCUCCAGAGAUGCAGAUGGUAGAGGAAAUUUUGAUCAAAACCUGUUUGUUCUUGUGGCAUAGAAUGUCUAGCAUGGGUAUGCUAUUUUGAGAUAAAAGUUAUAAUUUUUUUUUUAAAUUCAUUUUCUCUGUUGUACUGAGAAGAGAUAGAAUAUAUGGAGGGAGAUUCUUUUGUUUU
Messenger RNA from Neltuma alba, 1636 nucleotides. RefSeq names its product cyclin-D4-2-like. NCBI's taxonomy places the organism in Eukaryota, Viridiplantae, Streptophyta, Magnoliopsida, Fabales, Fabaceae. The record is from RefSeq and is a predicted model, not a curated record. The coding region runs from base 240 to 1310 and encodes 356 amino acids. The transcript is spliced from 6 exons.